Messenger RNA from Zingiber officinale, 3856 nucleotides. RefSeq names its product squamosa promoter-binding-like protein 1. Lineage: Eukaryota; Viridiplantae; Streptophyta; Magnoliopsida; Zingiberales; Zingiberaceae. The record is from RefSeq and is a predicted model, not a curated record. The coding region runs from base 613 to 3597 and encodes 994 amino acids. Gene Ontology annotation, molecular function: DNA binding. The transcript has 12 exons. Gene Ontology annotation, cellular component: nucleus.
AGUCGCUUCUCCCUUCGUCGGCCACCGUUUGGGAUUUCACAAUUUCCGCCGCCGAUGUAGGCGAAUCUCGAUCCUGAUGAAGGGGUUUCCUAGGAUCGACCUCUAAAUGCGCCGAAAAGAGAAAUCAGCGGCGAUUGGUGUGGAGCUGGUUGGAUGGUCUAGAUUUGUAUAGAUUUUGAGGGGGGUCGACGGGUUUUCUCUUUUCAUGCAGCUGUGUAGUUCAGAGGUUUGUCUGAUCGUAGCGUUUUCAUUUCAUCUGACUGUGAGACAGCCGCUAUAGCAGGGUUGGCUUCAGUAUUGGGUGUCUUUUUGAUGAUCUAUGCUGAAAUUGGGUCUUUGGCAGUGAACUAGGGUUUGUGUGGUGAAAAUUAUAGUACUCUGCCUUCGUAACUUGAUUGUAUUCUCAUUUUAUUGUGAUCUUCAUCAUUGGUAUGUGGGUUUCACUUGUUUGAAUUUGCGGCUGAAUGGACGGUAUAUUUUUAGAUUUUUUGAGGAGCAUUGAAGCGUGGAAUUCUCCAUCUCUGGCUUCGAAGUGGCUUGUUGGAAACUUAGUAUUUGAAGUAGUUGUCACUAAAACUUGACCAUUCAAAUUGUAUUGCGGCUUUUGAUUUGAUGGAAGCCAGUCUGGGAAGUGAAGGAAACCAUUUUCUUGCUGCGGGCACUUCUAAUCUGAGUAGAAUUGGGAAGAAAAGCUUGGAAUGGAACUUAAAUGACUGGAGAUGGGAUGGUGAGCUCUUUGUUGCGAAUCCCACAAAUGCAGCUCCGAGUGAUUGUGAGAACAAUCAUCAGUGCCAUGAUCAAGCUAACGGAUCAAAUAGCUCAUCUUCUUCAGAAUUUACUGAUUUUGGAUUACUUGUGAAUGAGAAGAGUGAAGCUGAGAAGCGCAAGAGGAUUCAAGUGGUGGAAGACGGCGAACCUUGCUUUGGAGCUGAAGCACUUAGCUUAAAACUGGGGACCUACACUUACCCGAUGUUGGAAGGCAUGGAAUCCAACCUAAAAAAUACAGAAGGGGAAAAGGGAAAGAAGAGCAAGACACAAGGGGAAAAUUCUAAUUACCCAACAUGCCAAGUUGAAGCCUGUGAUACUGACCUCAGCAAGACAAAGGACUACCAUAGACGGCACAAAGUCUGUGAGAUGCAUGCAAAGGCUAGCUCAGCAAUUGUCCGAAAUGCUAUCCAACGCUUCUGCCAGCAAUGUAGUAGAUUUCACCUUCUUGAGGAAUUUGAUGAAGGAAAACGAAGUUGUCGACGACGCUUAGCUGGCCACAACAAGCGUAGGAGGAAAAGACAGCCUGAUGCCAUUGCAACUGCAAAUCCAUCUACUGAUGAACAGACUUCUGGCUAUUUAUUGAUAAGUCUACUCAGGAUCCUGUCAAAUUUGCAGUCUGACAACCAAAAUGUGGAGCUCUUGGCUCAUUUGCUAGGGAGCCUUGCCAAGCUUGCCAAGUCCUUCGAUCCUAGUAGCCUCUCACAACUUCUGCAGUCAUCUCAGGUUCCACAAAAGUUUGAAAUGGGUGCAGGAACAUCCUCAAAAGCAGUUAAUACUUCAGCACUAAAUAUUGUUUCUGUGCAUGAAUAUGUGAGUCACUUAAAUUCAGUAGCGAACGUAACUUGCACUGCCAUUGCUGAGAAUCAUCUCAAAGAGACUGAUCAUAUACCAUCUGUUGUAACCGCAAACUCCACUCAUUCAAACGGCAGAGUAGCUUUUGUAGAGCCUGUAUUGGAUAAGGUCAGAAUCGUGGAUUUUGAUUUGAAUGACACUUAUGUUGACACACAAAAAUGUGAAGAAGGAAGACAAAAACUGGCUACUGUCCCGCACACCAUGAUGGUUUCAUCUGAUUGCCCAUCGUGGUUGGUGCAGGAUCAUCAGUCAAGUCCACUUCAAAAUAGUCGUAAUUCAGAUUCAACAUCCAACCAAUCCCAAUCUAGUUUCAAUGGAGAUGCUCAGUUUCGGACUGAUAGAAUCAUUUUUAAACUCUUUGGCAAAGACCCUAAUGAUCUGCCUCUUGUUUUGCGAGCCCAGAUUCUUGACUGGUUAUCCAAUAGUCCAACAGAUAUGGAGAGCUACAUUAGACCAGGUUGUCUGAUUCUAACAAUAUAUUUACGCCAAUCUGAGUCUGCAUGGGUGCAGCUCUGCAAUGAUUUAAGCACCAACCUAAAUAAGCUUUUGCAUAACUCCUCCGACAAAAUAUGGAGAAUGGGUUGGAUUUUUUCAAUGAUACAAAACUAUGCAGUUUUCAUAUAUAAUGGUCAGGUUGUACUAGACUUACCUCUGCAUAUCAGACAACCCAACAACCAUUGCAAGAUUUUGUCUGUCACACCUAUUGCAGUUCCUCAAUCUUCGAGGGUCCAGUUUACUGUGAAGUGCUUUAAUGUUGAUCAACCAACAUCUAGGUUGCUAUGUUCUUUUGAUGGGAAAUACUUGCUACAGGAAAGAAUACAAGCUCUUGCUAAGGAGACUGAUAGAGUUGCAGAGAAUGAUCUGUCUCAGUGCCUUAGCUUUUCUUGUUUGCUACCUGAUGUGACAGGGAGAGGAUUUAUUGAGCUCGAAGACUGUGGUGUAAGUGAUGAAUUCCUUCCCUUCAUAGUCGCAGAAGAUGAUGUAUGCUCUGAGAUUUGUAUGCUGGAGAAUGAAAUUAACAUAGUUUAUUCAGAUGGCCAACUUCCUGAGCAAUUAGAUGAAGAGAAGGCUAGAAAUCAAGCUCUGGAAUUUAUUAACGAACUUGGAUGGCUUCUGCGGAGGAACCAUUACCUGUCUAUUUGUUGCGAGUCAAAAAUUCCUGCAAAUUUAUUUACAUUAGCACGCUUCCAGUGGCUUAUGUCAUUCGCUAUGGAUAGAGAGUGGCCUGCAGUUGUGAAGAAACUUCUCAAUAUCUUUUUUAAUGGUUCAGUAAAUGCAAAUGGGAAAUCACCUAUUGAGCUUAUCUUGGAUGAAUAUCUUCUUCACACUGCAGUACAAAGAAAGUCCAAGACUUUGGUAGAAGCUCUAUUGAGAUAUGCGUCAAAUAACACUUCUGAGGGAACAUAUCCAGACCAAUUAUUGUUCAGACCCGACAUGCUUGGUCCCUCCGGUAUAACUCCGCUACAUAUUGUUGCCUCCAGUGAUGAUGCUGAAAGUAUAUUGGAUGCACUUACAAAUGAUCCUGGACAGGUGGGAAUCAAGGCAUGGAAUAAUGUCCGCGAUAACACUGGAUUCACCCCUGAAGACUAUGCUAUUUCGAGGGGUCAUCAUUCCUACCUUACCUUGGUUCAGAAGAAAAUCGAUAAGCAGCUCCAGCUGAGUCAGGUCAUCCUCAACAUUUCUGGAGAUGCUUCCUAUAAGCUAGAAAACACACUAAAACCCAGUAAACCAAGUUCUUAUGAGAUGAGCACCAACUGGUCGAACACAAAACAACCACCUUAUUGCAAUCGGUGCAGUCGUCAGGUGGUUUACCAGAACUCUGCGGCGAGGACAAUGCUGCAUAGACCAUUAAUGCUUGCACUUGUUGGAAUCGCGGCAGUCUGUGUCUGUGUGGGCCUUCUAUUCAAGACGCCGCCAGAGGUCUUCUAUGUGUUCCCGUCAUUUAGAUGGGAGUUGUUGGACUAUGGAUACAUUUGAAGUGAUAUCAGUUGUAAGCUUUAGGUUUUUUGUUAUUGCGAUUAAUAAUAUCUCUGUAAUGAUAUAUAUGCUAUUUACACUGAUAAAUUGGUUAAUUUUUUUUUUCUGUGACUCAAUGUAGUGUAAUGUUGUAGCUCAGUGAUAGGAGCAGUCAAAACCAUUGAGACUGUUUAAUUGUUUAUACUGGCCCGAAGUUGCUACAGUGCGUAAAUGUACAAAUUGUAUUUUAAUUGAGAAAUGUAGUUAAUUAAUUCUGUAA